UCAGGCCGCAAGACUUUAGAACGAGGGAUUAGACAAUUGAGUUCAAGCUUUCGGUUAUUCGUGCUGCCGGAGUGAGCCCUGCGUUUACACUGACAAAGGCGACCCACACUUGAUCUUGGUCGUUUAUGUAGAUGAUAUUCUCGUCGGCGGCUCGCGCGAGGACAGGAUCAAAGCAGCACUUUGGCAGCGUCUUUUCACUGAUGGACAAUGGCCGCAUUAAUUGCAUCUUGAGCGCCAAUGUGGACUACCGUGCAACGUCGUGGCCUUGCAUAUUGAGCCAAGCGGGAUAUAUUUCCGAUGUGCAGAAAGACGCGCAGCGUGACGGAAGCUAGGCGCACCAGAGAACCCAGAUCUGGCGGAACAAGUCGCAAUUCCCGAACGCAUUCGACGGUAUGGUUUGAUCACAAGAGCACUGUAAUGGGUUGUGAAAGCCCUGACAUAACUGAAGGCACCAAGAUCCUCAAAUUGUGCUUCGACAGCAAUAAGGAUCGCAUCACGAGCAACUUCAGCAACUCUGACUGGGCAGGCGACUGUGACUCGAGGCCAUUGAACACAUGCUACGCUUUCCGCAUCUUCGGCAUUUGAAGAGAAAGGGGCAAUGAUGGCGAAG
Molecule: messenger RNA, 610 nt
Organism: Tilletiaria anomala UBC 951
Lineage: Eukaryota; Fungi; Basidiomycota; Exobasidiomycetes; Georgefischeriales; Tilletiariaceae
Exons: 2
Coding region: 418-585 (55 amino acids)
Source: RefSeq, a predicted model, not a curated record